AUGGGCUAAGCUUGUAUUAAUGGUAAACCUAAAAAAACUCAUAGAAUAGAGGAUAAGGAUGUCUAAACUACAGAUAAAUCUAAAAACUAUGCAGCUGCUACAGCUAACUAGAAUCAAAAGCCCGAUAAGCUCAUUCAAGAAUGUCUCCUUGAUGGGUAAAAGAACUCCUUGACAAACAGCGCAGCAGAAGUGAGGAAGAACAAAAAAAUCUGCAUCGAUUCUUCAAUUAGCGAUUCGCUAGGGUGCUUUAUAACCACUGAAAAUAUCAAAAACGUUUAUAACAUUUCAGAUACAGUUUUAGGCAAAGGAACUUUUGGUACAGUAAAAGAAGCAAGUUUAAUUUCCAACCCUUCAAAAAGGUUUGCAGUAAAGUGUAUAUCCAAAGAAGCAGGAGGAGAUACAAAAAAUUUUGACUGGCUUUAUAGAGAAGUUAGCAUCUUUCGCCAACUGGACCAUCCAAACAUUGCAAAACUCUAUGAAUGCUACCAGGAUGAUAAACAUUUUUACUUGGUUAUGGAGAAUUGUGAUGGAGGAUAAUUACUAUAACUAGUCUUAGAAUAAAAAAGAUUUUCAGAGUAAAUGGCUAGCUAGGUUAUGUCUUAGAUGUUAUCAGCAGUCAAAUAUUUACAUGAACUAGGAAUAGUUCAUAGAGAUUUAAAGCCUGAAAAUUUUCUUUUUACGAGAGAUUAGUCAGAACUGAAAAUGAUAGACUUUGGCCUAUCAAAGCAAUACAAUAGCUAACUUGAAAUGAUAAAAUACUAACUGAAUGAAAACUACAAAUUAGAGCAAUCGCGCUUAUCUAUUUAUACUCCUUAAUCAAAUUAUUCUUCUAAGUCAAACAAUAUGUAAACUAUAGUAGGAACUGUUCAAUAUAUUGCUCCUGAAGUCCUUACUCAAAAUUAUGACAAACGUUGCGAUAUCUGGAGUCUUGGAGUAAUACUGUACUGCAUACUUUAUGGAGAGUUUCCCUUUACAGGAAGAAAUGACACAGAGAUAUUUGAAUAAAUAAGAAAAGGAAAUUUUGAAUUCAGAGACGAAGUUACUAUUUCUAAGUAAGCGAAAGAUCUUAUAACCAAAAUGAUUUGUGUGGAUCCAAAUAAAAGAAUUGACAUGUCAUCUGCUCUCAAACAUCCAUGGUUUAAAAUGUAAAAUACUCAUUAAUAUGAUUAAGGAAGAAUAGUAUAACUUAAGCACAUCAACAAUCUUAAGUCAUACCCCUAAAAAUUAACUCCCUUCUAGCGUCUUUACAUUCAUCUCUACCAUAAAAUGUUUUCAAAUAAUUCAUUCAUCAAAGAUCUGACUCGAGUUUUCAGAGCCAUUGAUUACAACAAUGAAGGCAUCAUUAAUACAGCAACUCUUUAAAAAUCAAUGACGAGUCUUGGUUACAAUUAAUCUGUUGCUGAAAUUCAAAAAAUAGUAAGCAACAUGUCUGAGUCUUCUAUAUCAAAGGUGGGAUAAAUCAACACUAAAAUGGAUGAAUACAUUGAAUACACCCAAUUCUUAGAAGCAAAUAUUGAUAGAAAUAUUCUGAUUAAUGAAGAUUACCAAUAAAAAAUAUUUAAUUAUAUUGACACUCAAAAGAAAGGUGUCAUUUUAAAAGAGGAUAUUGGCAACUGCCUGAAAAGAGAAGGAAUCAACUAUUCUUAAUGUUACAUAAAACUAUUAAAGGAAGAGAUACUUGCGUUAUUCAAUAUCAAUAAUAAUGUAAACUAAAAUGAAUAAGAGGAGGACGAAGAAAAUAAAUUCAAACUUUAAUUCUCUGAUUACUUAAAACUUCUAAUACCCGCUCCUCCUACAUAAAAUAGCAGUUUUGUUGAUAAUAUAACAAUAACUGACCAACCAGGAUAAAUAAAAAAUAACUAAUAAAAGAACUCACCCUUAUAAAUUAAAUGA
Tetrahymena thermophila SB210 is the source of this 1893-nucleotide messenger RNA. Its product is annotated as Serine/Threonine kinase domain protein. The record is from RefSeq and is a predicted model, not a curated record. Gene Ontology annotation, biological process: peptidyl-serine phosphorylation; protein autophosphorylation; intracellular signal transduction. NCBI's taxonomy places the organism in Eukaryota, Ciliophora, Oligohymenophorea, Hymenostomatida, Tetrahymenidae. The transcript is spliced from 4 exons. Gene Ontology annotation, molecular function: calmodulin binding; ATP binding; calcium-dependent protein serine/threonine kinase activity. Gene Ontology annotation, cellular component: cytoplasm; nucleus.